AUGACAGCCGCAACAUCAUCAACCUCCUCUGCAUCCAUCCUGGACGACCUCUGCGCACCCUUCCUCCCCUUCAACGCCUCCUCUUCUGCAUGGUCCGAUCUAACCCCCACUCCGCAACUGGAGUCCUCUUCACCCAUGUGCCCUAUCCUCUACAACGCAGACUAUUCCUCCGCCAUGGACCUCUACCGCACACUCACGUCCUCCAACACAUCCACGCUCGCCCAACCUCUCUCCCAACUCGAACUGAGCCCUAGAGCGCUCGCACUGACCGCGCACCUGAUCAAGCUCAACCCGUCGCAUUUCAGCGUUUGGCAGUACCGCGCCAACAUCCUUCUGCACUGCCCCGCGCUCGAGGGCAACAGGGACGAAGUGCUCAGAGCCGAGUUGGCGUGGCUGGACGAGCUGGCGCAUCGCAAUAUGAAGAGCUACCAGGUGUGGCAGCACCGCCGCCUGGUGGUGAGCGCGCUGGGGGAGCCGGGGCGCGAACUCGAGUUUGUUCGCGAGAACCUGGAUCGCGAUGCGAAGAACUAUCACACCUGGGGAUACCGGCAGUGGGUUCUCGCGCACUUUGGAGGCCUCGCCUUCCCUUCUUCCACCGUUGACAACGAGAGCGGCAGUAGGGGAGCAUCUCAGUACCCUUCGCUCUGGGACGGCGAACUCGCAUACAUCGAUCAGCUACUCCAUCAAGACGUCCGCAACAACUCGGCGUGGAACCACCGCUGGUUCACCCUCUUCGCACGCUACGGUCUCACCGGCUCCACCGCCAGCACAGCCACCGCACACCUCGAUCUGCCGGCCUUGCAAAAGCAAAUCAAGUUCGAAAAAGCAUACACCAAAGCCUCGUUGGCAAACGUCCCCAACAACGCUUCCGCGUGGACCUACCUGCGUGCACUGCACCUCUCGCUGCCCGCUGAAUUGCAGUCCCCGCUCAGCGAGCAGCUAGGGUGGGCCAAGACGAUGGUCUCGAGCAACGAGGAGGCGAAGCGCGAUGCGAGCGUGGAUACCGCGGGAAAGGCGGCCGUGGGCGCGUUGGAGUGGUGGUUCGACUGUGUUGCUGAGCGAGUUGGCGGAGAGGGAGCGGGUGAGCGCGAGGAGGGAUUGAAGGAGGCCGAGGUGUUGGUGGGAAGGUUGAGCGUGGCCGACCCUGUCAGGAGGAGGUUCUACGCGUAUCGGUUAAAGAGUCUUCGACGGACCUUGCAGUCGACAUCACAGACGUGA
Molecule: messenger RNA, 1218 nt
Organism: Sporisorium graminicola
Lineage: Eukaryota; Fungi; Basidiomycota; Ustilaginomycetes; Ustilaginales; Ustilaginaceae
Exons: 1
Coding region: 1-1218 (405 amino acids)
Biological process (GO): protein farnesylation; protein geranylgeranylation
Cellular component (GO): CAAX-protein geranylgeranyltransferase complex; cytoplasm; protein farnesyltransferase complex
Molecular function (GO): protein farnesyltransferase activity; CAAX-protein geranylgeranyltransferase activity
Source: RefSeq, a predicted model, not a curated record